CUACCAAUAAAAAUACAAAUCAAGGAAUUUACAGUAGCAAAGCCGACACCAGGAAGAAUGCUCGUAGACUGAAAAAUGGACCUGGGAGAAGUCAUUGCAAAGGUGCUAGGGUUGACAAUUCAAAGGGCUUCCCUCCUAAUAGUUUUGAUCGGGUCCUCCUUGAUGCUCCAUGUUCCGCCCUUGGUUUAAGACCUCGACUAUUUGCUGGAGAGGAUACAAUAGAAUCUUUAAGAAACCAUGGGAAGUAUCAAAGAAGGAUGUUUGACCAAGCUGUGAAGCUAGUUCGCGCAGCUAGAAUAGUGAACAGAAUUAGGAUGGAUUUUGAACCAGAUAUUUCUCAUGCUGCUAGAUGUACAAUAAACCCUGGAGAGAAUGAAGCACUGGUUCGUUAUGCUUUGGAUAGAUACAAAUUCCUGUCCCUAGCCCCGCAGAACCCAAGAAUUGGAGGACCUGGCCUUGUUGGUCACAUUGAAUAUGUUGAUGGAAAUGUUGAAGAGUGGUUAAGACCUGGUGAGGAAGAAUUGGUUCAGAGAUUUGAUCCAUCAUCUCUACUUGAUACGAUUGGUUUCUUCAUUGCCAAGUUCAAUGUUGGCUAGAAGCCUACCUGACUUUUGCUGAAGUCAUCUGUUAUUGCAUCGUAAUAUCAUAUAUAUGAUAUGGUAGGCAUCCCUCACCUUCACACUAACUGAGAAUUUGACCAAAGAAGGCUUGGGUUGUCAGGAACCUGUUGCGGGGAAGAGUGUGGACAUGCACAUGCAGGAGCCUCGUACAUCGGUUACUGUAGAAUCAAUUUUUGCGGGGUAGGUUUCAGAAAAGCAAAUUUCCAGUAUGUCAAUUGGUUGAACUGAGAACUGAGAACUGAGAACUGAGAACUGAGAACCGAGAACUGAGAACUGAGAAGAACAAGUUUUUAGACCCAUAGUGCUAACUACAACAAUAGAGUGCCUGAUUGCAUCCUUUUUGUCCCUCAUUGAAGAUUCCUUAACAUGUUGGAUUCUUUCCCCUAUUGGUUUUCUGUAUGGGGCCCACCCAUUCUGUAAUCAAUUUAUGAUAGAUCAAUAUGUAAUGAGCAAAAUACCUCUAUGUUUUCCUGUAUUGUCAUAUUUGGCAUUGUUGUGGGUUUUAGGAAUUCUACUUGCAUUCAAUGUUGCAUACGUUUUACUGCCUUUUUACAUGCACCAA
Macadamia integrifolia is the source of this 1182-nucleotide messenger RNA. RefSeq names its product rRNA (cytosine-C(5))-methyltransferase NOP2C-like. NCBI's taxonomy places the organism in Eukaryota, Viridiplantae, Streptophyta, Magnoliopsida, Proteales, Proteaceae. Gene Ontology annotation, biological process: RNA methylation. The record is from RefSeq and is a predicted model, not a curated record. Gene Ontology annotation, molecular function: RNA binding; methyltransferase activity.